AUGUCUAUAAGAAGUAUAUAUAAUGGGCGUUUGCCCGUGCUCCUGAGGAGUGCGAGAUAUUUACACGGAUCACGGGCAGUGCUGGGCCCUGCAGUGUCCAACGAGAGGCCUACCAACACUGUGGCUUUCAAGUUUUCUUUCAACAAGCCGCGGAAGGAGACGUCCCCGGUGAGUGCGAAGUGGUCCUCGCACAGGAUGCCCAGCAAAGAAGUCCUGCAAGAACAAGCGCAAGUGAUCAAGGCCAAAGAAGAAGAGAAGAAAGUGGCUACGGAGAAGUUUAUCAAGGAGAAUAUGAUAGAAUUGAAAGAACCAGAAGCUGUGGAGAAAGUACAGGACACACCAACAAACAAGGCCACUGCUACAGCCAAAGCAUCCGAUAGCUCAGCGCCGGCGAAGAAGAAAGGAAAGAGGCGGAUACUGAGACCUCGUAAGGCGGUUAUCACACUUUCUCCCAAGGCUAUAUACCAUUUGAAAGCACUGCUCGACGAACCAGAACCAAAGCUGAUCCGUGUCGGUGCCAAGAACCGUGGUUGCUCAGGUCUGACUUAUGACCUACAAUACAUCACUGAACCGGGAAAGUUCGAUGAAGUUGUUGAACAAGACGGCGUCAAGAUAGUCAUCGACUCCAAGGCAUUGUUCAGUGUCGUCGGCAGCGAAAUGGAUUGGGUAGACGACAAACUAGCAUCUAAAUUUGUAUUCAAGAACCCCAACUCUAAGGGUACAUGUGGAUGUGGUGAGAGUUUUAUGGUCUAA
This is a messenger RNA of Nakaseomyces glabratus, 753 nucleotides long. RefSeq names its product Fe-binding Fe/S cluster assembly protein ISA1 (gene ISA1). The record is from RefSeq and is a predicted model, not a curated record. Gene Ontology annotation, biological process: iron-sulfur cluster assembly. Gene Ontology annotation, cellular component: mitochondrion; cytoplasm. Lineage: Eukaryota; Fungi; Ascomycota; Saccharomycetes; Saccharomycetales; Saccharomycetaceae. Gene Ontology annotation, molecular function: 2 iron, 2 sulfur cluster binding.